GAUAGUCCAAAACAAUGUAUUUUGUUGCUAGUCUUCAUAAUUGCCUUUUUAAUGUUAAACAGUAUACUUCAUGCCAUCGUUUAAUAAAUAAUUUUAUCUACCAUCGUGUCUUCUUUGCUCUGUGCUAUAAAAGAAGAGUCGAGCUCUUCUACAAAUUCAAAACCAGUCCUACAAAUAUAUCCGCCAUGAAAACGUGUAGCAUCUUCUUCCUCUACCUGGCUACUAUUCUCCAAUACUGUUUCUACUCCUCUGUUUCGUCAUCAUCACCUCUUCUUCUCCCUCUCUCACACUCUCUCUCAACCUCCAAACACCCUUCCUCUCCUCUCCACCUCCUCAAAUCAUCCUCCACCCGCUCCUCCGCACGUUUCCGCAGCCACCACCGUAAACAACAUCAACUCCCUCUCCCUCUAUCUUCCGGCAGCGACUACCUCCUCUCCCUCUCAGUCGGCUCCUCCUCCUCCUCCGUCUCACUCUACUUAGACACCGGAAGCGACCUCGUCUGGUUCCCUUGCCGUCCUUUCACCUGCAUCCUCUGCGAAUCCAAACCACCUCCUUCCACAUCCUCCCUCUCCUCCUCCGCCGUCGCCGUCCCCUGCUCAUCCCUUUCCUGCUCCGCCGCACACUCCUCCCUCCCCUCCUCCGACCUCUGCGCCAUCUCCAACUGCCCUCUCGACCUCAUCGAAACCGGCGAGUGCAACAACUCUUCCUACCCUUGCCCGUCUUUCUACUACGCCUACGGCGACGGCUCCCUCGUCGGCCGCCUCUUCUCCGACUCCCUCUCCCUCCCUCCCCUCUCCCUAGCUAACUUCACCUUCGGCUGCGCUAACACCGCUCUCGCCGAGCCCAUCGGCGUCGCCGGCUUCGGACGCGGACGCCUCUCUCUCCCCGCGCAGCUCUCCUCUUUCGCGCCUCGCCUCGGUAACAGCUUCUCCUACUGCCUCGUCUCUCACUCGUUCGACUCGGAGCGAGUCCGCCGCCCGAGUCCGCUCAUCCUCGGACGCUUCGUCGACGAGGACGAGGCGAAAGAGAAACGUGUUGAUGUUGAUGACGAUAAGAAGAAGGAGAAGGUCGAGUUCGUGUACACGGAGCUGCUUGAUAACCCCAAGCACCCUUACUUCUACUCUGUUUCCCUCCGAGGAAUCUCCGUCGGCAAACGGAAUAUUCCUGCUCCGGCGAUGCUCAGACGAGUGGAUAGAGACGGCGGCGGAGGAGUGGUCGUUGACUCGGGGACGACUUUCACGAUGCUUCCGGCGAAAUUUUAUAAUUCGGUGGUGGAGGAGUUCGACAGUCGGGUCGGGCGGGUACACGAGCGGGCUGAUCGGGUCGAACCGAGUUCCGGAAUGAGUCCUUGCUACUAUCUUAACCAGAGGGUUAGAGUUCCGGCUCUGGUUUUGCAUUUUGCCGGGAAUGGUUCCAGUGUUGCGCUCCCUAGGAGAAAUUACUUUUACGAGUUUAUGGACGGUGGCGAUGGGAAAGAAGAGAAGAGGAAGGUUGGAUGUUUGAUGCUGAUGAACGGUGGAGAUGAAUCUGAGCUUCGAGGUGGGACUGGAGCAAUUCUGGGGAAUUACCAGCAACAAGGAUUCGAAGUCGUGUAUGAUUUGUUGAAUAGAAGAGUCGGGUUCGCUAAGAGGAAGUGCGCAUCUUAUUGGGAUACCUUGAACCAGGGCUAACAUGCGCGACCAAUCACAAUCUCAGCUUGAAUCUUUGAAGUAAGCCAGCCUCCUGUGCGCCUUUCCGGUUCGACCGGCAAACCGGAUGAUGGGUCUUAUCGAACAGUAAUUAUGGUAUUGAGAUGUACGUACGAAUAGAUGUAGCGUUAACAAUUCGAUGGACCUAUCCUCCAAAAGUAUAUAGAAGGGUUGUAUCAUGUAUUUAUGAGCGGUUUUGGAACGUUGUAGAUAUAUGUUUUUUAAAAUAAAGACCAUUUGAAGUUUCAAUCUUUUGCAUAUA
Raphanus sativus (radish) is the source of this 1950-nucleotide messenger RNA. RefSeq names its product probable aspartyl protease At4g16563. Gene Ontology annotation, molecular function: aspartic-type endopeptidase activity. Gene Ontology annotation, biological process: proteolysis. Bases 15 to 1670 code for a protein of 551 amino acids. Lineage: Eukaryota; Viridiplantae; Streptophyta; Magnoliopsida; Brassicales; Brassicaceae. Gene Ontology annotation, cellular component: plant-type cell wall. The record is from RefSeq and is a predicted model, not a curated record. The transcript has a single exon.